AUGGUUCAUUCAAUCGUUUUCGCUACGCUCUUCUUCUGUACCUCCCUUGCCACUGCGCAAUGUGGCUCUGGAACACCCGAUGCGAAGGUCACAGGCUCAACUGGAGCAUAUGUGGCCAGCAUCGGCACCAAGUCCGCAUACUCCGGGGCCAGCUAUCUCUCCGCAAUUCAGGCUGCCAUUGAUGGUACAUCCAGCGGAGCUCGCAUUGCUGUCAUCGCAUCGGGUUCCAUUGGCAGCAACUCCAUCAUUAUCGAUGCCGGAAAGACGUUCGAAGGCUGCGGAACGAUCGAUGCCAGCUUCAAGAACUUCAAAGGCGCUAUCGAGAUCAUCGACGUUGACGAUGUCCACAUACCAUACUUGACGUUGACCGGGAACCCGUACUACGGCAUUCGAAUUUCCGGCACAAAUGGCCUCCAGCUCGGCCAAAUCACCAUGGUCAUGUCCGCCACUCCAUCAGGUGGUGGCAUUGGGGUUCGAUUCGAGAUGGCAGGCGCCGCCAACAAGAAUGUCAAAAUUGACACCGUCAGCGUGACCGGCGCCAGCGAGCAUGCAGUAGAGACUUGGAACAUCGACAAGCUCACCAUCAACAGCGUGAUUGCGAAGAACUGUGGAGAAUGUGGUCUAUUGCUGCAAAAGACCACCAACGCUCACGUCGGAUCUGUCACCGGUACGAACGUCGGAGCAGGAACAGGCUACGCAACUUUGCGGUUCGCCAACCAGAACGGCCGACUGCCCGAUGGUAGCUACACGACGAACGUCUUCGUCGACAAGGUCUACUCACGUGGGGGUGGGAGAGGCGUGUUCUGCGUCUCGGAAUCCGGAGGUGCUGAGAUCGGCAAAAUUGAUCUUGCAAACAACAAUGGGCCGGAGUCCAUCCUGAUCGAAAACUGCUACGGCCUCAACAUCAAGAGUGGAACAGUUGUGGGCGGAGGAGACGUGCGAAUCUCAGCACGAGACGAGUUUGCGAACACGAAGGAUAUUACCCUGAGUCUGGAGGUCGAUGGAACCGACGUUGUCGAGUCGCCUUGCGCCAUCAACAGCCAUCUCACCAUCACCGGUACUGCAAAGGUGGACAUAUGCUCAAAGUAG
This is a messenger RNA of Zymoseptoria tritici IPO323, 1089 nucleotides long. RefSeq lists its product as uncharacterized. The transcript is spliced from 2 exons. NCBI's taxonomy places the organism in Eukaryota, Fungi, Ascomycota, Dothideomycetes, Mycosphaerellales, Mycosphaerellaceae. Bases 1 to 1089 code for a protein of 362 amino acids. The record is from RefSeq and is a predicted model, not a curated record.